AUGACGCCCGAUACGCCUCUCGAACUCUCCAUCGAGAACUUGCAAGCCCUCAAUCGUCUCAACGAUCCAUCCAUACCAGUACCUAUGACGCCCCAAAACAUCCUCAUCCUCGGCGCCGGGGAACUAGGCCUCUCUAUCCUGGAAGCCCUGACCGCGCACCCCAAGCGUCAGCGCUAUUCCGUUCUUCUUCGUCAAGCAACCCUUGAUUCUGCUGCUCCUGAGAAGAAGAAACUAGUACAGCACAUUCGUGCCCUCAACGCAGGAUUUGAAGCAGCUGACGUCGUCAAUGCAAGCGUUGAAGAGCUAGCGUCCAUUUUUGGGAAAUACGACGUUGUUGUUUCGUGUAAUGGCAUGGGCUUACCGUCUGGAACGCAGCUCAAGCUUUCAGACUCUGUGCUUAAAGCGGGCGUUAAGAGAUACUUUCCAUGGCAGUUUGGGAUGGACUAUGAUAUUAUAGGGGAGGGAAGUUCACAGGACUUGUUUGAUGAGCAGUUACAAGUUCGGAAGAAAUUGAGAGCCCAGAAGGACGUUGAUUGGACGAUUGUAUCGACUGGGCUGUUCAUGAGCUUCCUGUUCCUCCCAGACUUUGGGGUCGUUGAUCUCGGGAAUAAGAUCGUCAGAGCGCUCGGAAGCUGGGACAACAGAAUCACACUCACAACACCAACUGACAUCGGGCGCGUCACAGCGGAUAUAGUCCUCGAUCCACAGGGUAUAUCGCAUCAGGUUGUGUACACAGCAGGAGAUACUAUAUCCUACGGCGAACUGGCAGAUCUACUAGAUGAGCAUUUUGACACAAAGUUCAAGCGCGAGGUGUGGGAUUUGGCGGAGAUGAAGAGGCAGAUGGAGAGUGAGCCGAGCACGAUGGUCAAGUAUAGGGAUACGUUUGCGCAGGGUCGUGGGGUUGCGUGGGAUAAGAGUGGGAGUGUUAAUGAGGAGAGGGGCAUUGAGGUGGUUGAUGUGAGGAAGUAUCUUGAGGGAAUGGAUGUCAAGUCAGAUGAGUGA
This is a messenger RNA of Fusarium proliferatum ET1, 1002 nucleotides long. RefSeq lists its product as uncharacterized. Gene Ontology annotation, molecular function: oxidoreductase activity. Bases 1 to 1002 code for a protein of 333 amino acids. Lineage: Eukaryota; Fungi; Ascomycota; Sordariomycetes; Hypocreales; Nectriaceae. The record is from RefSeq and is a predicted model, not a curated record. The transcript has a single exon.